GAGAGUGAGAGAGAGGCAGAGACACUACCUGUUAAAUCCAUCUGCAUUUCCUCUGAGGUCCCCAGUGAUAUUGUGGAAAAAUGGAAAACAUCCAGACAGGGACCCCGGCUCCCGGCUGCAUCUAUCCCAACUCCAUCGCACUAUGAGCAGCCUCAGGCCCGGCCACUGGCCACUGAUCCUGGUCCACAUGCUUCUGCUGCAAAUUCAGCCUGUUAAAGGGCUGUCAGUUGAUCCUGUGUCCCAGAAACUACGACGACUCAACGAGCAGUUCCAGCAGUUCCAGGCGCUGACCCAGGCUCGUUUGGACAUGUUGGCCCUGAACCAGAACAGAAACUCCUCGGGGGGGCUAGGGAGCCGUGUUCAGGCCUUGAGUGACCACUGGCACCACAUGUCAGAGGACCUUGAGCACCUCAAGCAGAGCACAACUCAAGAAAUAGAAGGUCUCAGAGAGUGGAGUAGGAAGCUUGAGAAGAAGAGCAAGCGGAUGGAGGGUCGUCUGGCUUUGGUGGAGAGGGCUGUGAGGGAGAACCGCCGCCAUGCCCAGAAGCAGAUGCCUGAUCCCGGUCAGGACUUUUCCAACCUCACCCUAGAACUCCAGAGCCAAGAGGAGAGGCUGGCUGCCCUUCAGGUCCAGCGUGAUGAGCUGAUUGUUGGGUUGAAAGGGUUGCAGGAAUCCCUGAAAAACCAGGCACUGCGUGUGAACCGGCUCGAGGGCCGGCUUGGGGAGGUCCUGCAGUGGAAUGGAGAAGGGAAACCCAGAGGGUUGUGGAGGGCAGGAGAGCCGCUCAGCUCCAACAUCACACCCCAGGAAUUCUAUGAACCACGCAGGAGAAGUCACACACAUAGAGGAGGCAGGCCUGGAAGGAUUCUGGAUGGACAAACCCAACCCAGACCAGAGGGUAUCCCUUAUUCCCAGACUGAUAAUCAUUCACAAUCCACAGCUCAGAGCAGAAGCCCCCCACAGCCCCACCAGUACCAGGCAACACCAAAUCAGCCUAAACAUUCAAAGGCCCAGAGAAGAAGACCUCCAGAAUAUCAUCCACAGAUAGUCCAGUAUCCAAAUCCUACCUCCAAGUCCACAGAUUAUGCCCCUUACCAUCCCCAGUCACAGAUCCAGGUGCAGACCCAGACAAGGCCUUACCCGAUCCAGCAGGAGAAGCUCCAUACACGGCAGACUGUGCCUUAUCUUCAUGCCCAGCCCCAGGUCCAACGGCAGUCACAGCCUCAGUUUUAUCGUCAGAGACACCCCCAGUCACAUAACCUCAGUCGCCCCUCGGGGCUCCAGCCCUCGUCUCAGGCUCCAACCCAUCCUGAACCCACCAAAGACAGACAGAGCAGGACCAGACUGGAGGCUCCACAGUCCCAGGCUUCAGAUGCUCUCCCUCAGCCUCCAUCUUAUCAGCCCAGGGAGAGGGGGUGGGAUGGAGAGGAGGAAGAAAGGGACACAAAGGUGAAGUCUUCAGUGAUCCACAACCUCCUCCAGCUUCCUGUGAGGCAAAAGAUCCCUGUAAGACCAGUUCCCAAAAAGGAUGCAACCAUCUGUAAUGUGGACUCCAUGCUGUUCUUCCCCUCGGCCUCAGAGGAGAACUAUGUCACCUUCUCCACGACUCUCCCGGACCUUCCUGAGCUCUCUGUGUGUUUGUGGCUCCUUGUGGAGGCCUCACAUGUCGGCACACUGCUCUCUUAUGCCACUGACGCCAAUGACAACCAGUUAGUUCUGUAUGGAUGCAACUCCUCUGCCUCAUCUGCCCUUGACUUUGUCAUUGGAGAUCCUGUCUAUCGCCGUCUCCCUGUGUCGUUGCUGCUGGAUGCCCGCUGGCACCACCUGUGCGUCGUCUGGUCCUCCAUCCAGGGUCGUUUCUGGCACUACAUCGACCGGCGCCUCGCCUCCUCAGGCUCCAACUUUGGGAAGGGCUGGGAGAUUCCCGGAGGGGGAUCAGUGGUGCUUGGCCAGGAGCAGGACACCGUUGGGGGAGGGUUUGACCCUGCAGAGGGUUUUGCUGGGCAGGUGGCAGGGUUCAGGGUGUGGAACCGGGUGCUGGGUCCUUCAGAGGUGGAAGGGGUGGCAGAAGGAAGAGGCGUGCCCAGAGGGGUGGUGCUUGACAUGGAGGACAUAAAGGAGGUGCAUGGGGAGGUGCAGCAGGUGGCAUGUGAAUGUUUAGAGCACUGUGUGUGAAAAAGUUACAGAGGAUUCAAAGGAAGACUUUCAUUACAAAACAUAAUUUCUGCAGAGAAUGUUAAUUGUCUCUUGCUUGUCUGCCUCUUAAUAAAACUUUAUUUUACAUUU
Molecule: messenger RNA, 2287 nt
Organism: Dicentrarchus labrax (European seabass)
Lineage: Eukaryota; Metazoa; Chordata; Actinopteri; Moronidae
Gene: ptx4
Product: pentraxin-4
Exons: 6
Coding region: 143-2176 (677 amino acids)
Source: RefSeq, a predicted model, not a curated record